UUCACUCGAGCAUCCAUGACUUCAUCAAAACAUUACGACGCGAACUAUUCACUUUUGCAAUGGGGUCUUAACGUUACAAGCACAUAACCGGGGAAGUCAAGCAAGAAGUGAAUUCGCCUCUCUGCGUGUGUGGGGUUUUGUGCAACCUCGGGCAUAGCCAUACAGUACGCCUGACUAAAACCUUCGUUAUCAGCUAAGGGGGGAGGGUGUACCACAAGUCUAACGGGAGGGUGGAAGGAAACACCCACUUCAAAUGCUGCCAAAGGGAAAAUGGACGUUUUGAAUAGGGUAACGUGACAAGUGAUAGGGGAUAAAGAGAACUGUUGGAUAGAAAAAGAAACAAUCAGGAGAAAACACCUAGAAUGAGCAGCAAAAGAACCGAGGACGGCUGCAUCGCAUUCGUUACUCUAUUAAACAAGGAGGGCCUACUGGCCCUAUGCAGCGUCUGUUCUGUGUCGCUUUUACAUAUGUCUGAUUUUAGUAGCCAUCAUAUGUAAAGUAGAUUUUAGGAAUGUUUGCCCACCUAAGGACCACUCUACAGUACUGACCCACACAUAACAACAAUAAGGUCAGUUCUGAGUGACUCUGAGUAAAAAUUGGUCCCCGUCUACGGUCUACUCAUAGUCCUUGGGCCCUCCUCUUUCUCCUCCCUACACUCUUCUCGACCAGUUAAGAAGAUCUAGCUACAUCCUCUCCGCCCCUAAGGUGGCCAAUAUUGCUGCUGCUGAGCCUGACUCUAGCCAUCCAAGGUCCUAGUGCUCUUAGUCUGUUUAUGUUUACCUUCAUUGCGAAAGAGCCUAAGUCUACCUAAUACUCCACUCUCGCAUAGCGGUCAUCAAGCCUGUUUACCUUACUGUAAAAGAAGAGUCUUGUCUACCUAAUAUUCCACACUCACAUAGCGGUCACAACCCUCUCACAUAGUCGGGGCGCAUUCUGUACUACAGGGUUUGUAAGCUGCUACCGAAAGCCACCGCCCGCUCUCGCUAAUUUAACUCAUUUGCUGCGACAGAGUUGAAGAGUGAUGGGCAGGUGAUGGAGGGUCGCAUGGGGCCCAUCAGUCCCCACUUGGUCAUCACUACAUUAGCUAAUCAGACCCAUGGUGGUUAUCAAUUUUGAUAGAAGGGAGAAACCAAUAGUAAAAGGAAGAAACCAAAAAGUGUGCACUACUUCUUCAUAAUGCUCUGCAAUAACCUCUUACCGGAGAGGAUAGAGCCAGUCACAGGAUGCAUUGAGUGUGCAGCCAUACUCUCUUUUUCUGCAGCUUUUUGCUGCACAGAGUAAAGCUUUGUGCAAGUGUAGAACGUUCUACAAGCAGCACAAUGGAGCCUCCAAACCCACAGUAUACCAAGGCACUGAUAUGCUGGAAAAAAAGGGUUCGUUUAGAAUACAUGCGACUGCAACAGUUGAAGCGUUUUCAGGCCAAUGCUUCAGCAACGUCUCUGUAUGUUGAAAAUUUUGCAAAAGUCCAAGAGAGGGUAAACCUAAUAAAUGAAGAAUGGAAAAAACUGAGAGUGCAGCCAGCUCAAAUGAUAAAGCCUUGUAAUGGAUUUCCUUUCUUAAAGCAGUGCACAGUUGAAAGUUCCUUCCCAGAGUUUGCCAUCCAAAACGUAUCCAUGAGGUCCCUUAACUCUGUGGCACUUGUUCCUAUCAUGUAUUCUUGGUCUCCCCUGCAGCAAAACUUCAUGGUGGAGGAUGAGACGGUUCUGUGCAACAUACCCUACAUGGGAGAUGCAGCCAAAGAGGAAGAUGAAACCUUUAUUGAGGAACUGAUUAAUAAUUAUGAUGGGAAGGUCCACGGGGAAGAAGAUUUAGAUUCUCCUACUGUGUUAUCAAGCCCUCGGUUACAUGACCGUGAACGAGUUUUCCGGUAUGGACAGUCCUUCUCCGCAGGUCGCAACAGUACACUUAAAACAGGUUCUGGGUUGCUAGAUGACACGUCAUUCCUGGAGUUAGUAGAAGCUCUUCAUCAGUUCACAGAUGAAGAACAGAGUGGGCACACUGAGCAAGCAGGCAGCAAGGGUGAAGAAGGGAAAGGAGAAGGGCCCAUGACUAGGAAGAGGAAGAGAAUUGCCACAGAAGGCGAGUUACAGGGAAAUCCAGGAGGCAUUUCCACUUCAGCAAAAGGACAGCCAGAGGUGCGAACAGAUGUAGAAGAAGGAACUCACGCUCAGGUUAAGACACAAGUCAACAAGAGAGUCUGCAAAAACCACCUGUCAAGUGACCUAAUAUUCCAUGCAAUAUCUGCCGUAUUCCCAGAGAGGGGAUUCCCAGAAGAGGUGAAGGAAAGGUACAAGGAGCUGACGGAAGCAUCAGAUCCCAAUGCUUUGCCACCCCAAUGCACUCCCAACAUUGACGGGCCCUGUGCUAAAUCUGUACAGCGGGAACAGUCCCUGCACUCCUUCCACACACUGUUCUGCCGCCGCUGCUUCAAAUACGACUGUUUCCUUCACCCUUUUCAUGCAAGUCCUAAUGUAUGUAGGAGGAGGAGCCAAGAAAUUAAAAUUGAGACGGAGCCUUGUGGAAGUCACUGUUUUUUGUUGUUGGAUGGGGCCAAAGAAUAUGCCAUGCUGAACAAUCCUAGAUCCAAGUGCUUAGGUAGACGUCGAAGAAAGAACACAUCAGCUACAUCCUCCUGCACUAACUCAGCAUCCACUUCCACUGUGACUGAAACGAGAGAGGGGGAUAGUGAUAGAGACACUGGCAAUGAUUGUGCUUCUAGCUCUUCAGAAGCAAAUUCACGCUGCCAGACACCUACCAAGCAGAAGCAGAGCAGCUCGAGCGGGGAGCUUCAAGAAGUAGAGGAGUCCAAUGAGCCAGUGGAGUGGUCUGGGGCUGAAGAGUCACUUUUUAGAGUCUUUCAAGGAACUUACUUCAAUAACUUUUGCUCCAUAGCUCAGCUUAUGGGAACUAAGUUGUGCAAACAGGUUUUCCAAUUUGCUGUAAAAGAUUCAUUGAUUCUGAAAGUACCAACCAAGGAACUAAUGACUACUGCUCAAAAAAAGAAGAGAAAGCACAGGUUAUGGGCUGCACACUGCAGAAAGAUCCAGUUAAAGAAAGAUAAUUCUGCUAACCAGGUGUACAAUUACCAGCCAUGUGACCAUCCAGAUCAUCCCUGUGACAGCACUUGUCCCUGCAUCAUGACGCAGAAUUUCUGUGAAAAAUUUUGCCAGUGCAACCCAGAUUGUCAGAACCGCUUCCCUGGGUGCCGCUGUAAAACGCAAUGUAACACCAAGCAGUGUCCUUGCUACUUAGCCGUCAGAGAGUGUGAUCCUGACCUUUGCUUAACUUGUGGGGCAUCUGAGCACUGGGAAUCCAAGGUCGUCUCAUGCAAAAACUGUAGCAUCCAGAGAGGACUAAAGAAGCACCUACUACUGGCCCCUUCAGAUGUUGCUGGUUGGGGUACCUUCAUCAAAGAAUCUGUCCAGAAGAAUGAAUUCAUCUCAGAAUAUUGUGGUGAGCUUAUUUCACAGGAUGAAGCUGACAGGAGAGGAAAAGUGUACGACAAAUACAUGUCCAGUUUUCUUUUCAAUCUGAACAAUGAUUUUGUUGUUGAUGCAACUCGGAAAGGAAACAAAAUCCGCUUUGCAAAUCAUUCUGUGAACCCUAAUUGCUAUGCUAAAGUGGUUAUGGUGAAUGGAGACCACCGCAUCGGUAUCUUUGCCAAAAGAGCCAUCCAGGCAGGGGAGGAAUUAUUCUUUGACUACAGGUACAGCCAGGCAGAUGCCCUAAAGUAUGUUGGCAUCGAAAGAGAGACAGAUAUCAUCUAGCUUCCAUCCAGUGGCCUGCACUUUGUCCUGCAUUUUGUAAUGAUUCUAGGGCUGCAACAACUAAUCGGUACCAGCUGCUUCACUCCAAUCAACUCCUUCACAUGGUAUUGUGGUAUUCAUUUUUUUAUAUUUUUUCCAUCCGAUUAAUCGGAUAAAAAUCAGCUGAUUAAUCGGAUAGAAACAAAUUAAUAAAUACCUUAUUUUGCACAAUACCAUGUGGAGUGAAGCAGCUGGUGCCGUGCAACUGACCAACUAAUCGCAGACCAUCUAAUCGCAACUUUUUUUAUUACCAAUUUUACAGAUUAGUUGUUGCAGCCCUAAAUGAUUCUGUAUUGAGUUUAAUCCUCUCACACCAAAUUGAAUUGUUUCAUACACAGAGCACAAAAAUGAAAGCCCAGGAGGACAUGACCUUCAUGGAUCUGGCAUCUAGCAUCUUGAAAAACAUUUUACUAUGCCAGUUGUUACAUUUCGUCCAGUUCCAUUGCACUAAGUCUUAUAUGUCUGUUAUACUUUGCAACAGAAAAAAAAUCCUUGCCUGUGCACUAGGAAAACUGACAUUAUCAUCAACAGAAUUUGAACAAAGCAAUAUGCGUCAAAUGUAUGUGGUUUUAAAAUACUCUCUGUUCACACAAGAUUGUCCUAUUCUAUGAUCUUUCUUGAAAUGUAGCAGCAUGUCUCUUUGGGAGAUAGUAUUCAUGUGCAUCCACUUGUGAUUGUGAUCAUUGUGGUAAUAUGUCAUUCAAAACCAAGGCAGUGUUAUCCAAAUGAUAGAAUACACACAGUUAUUGCUUUUUAAUUCUCCAAAAUACAUGGCAAACAGUACCCAUCUAUAACUAUCAUAGCAAUAAAGGUAUUUAUGUUUAAUUUGAAAACACUACUUUAAACAUUGUUUUUCCUCAACCAUGUUAUUUAAUUUGAAUGAACUAACUAUUACAGAGAGUAAGGCACUUCAUAAGUUCUGGUUCCGUUUAGUUAGCUCUUGAGAUAAACAUUGGUCCAAAUAUUAAUUACAAAAGUGAAAAUGUUGUUAGAAUUUCACUCCUUCCUCAUAAAUAAUGUAAUUGUUAACAAAAAUUGUUGUGAAUAUGUUUGAUUUUCUAAGUGAAAUUGUACCUGUGUUUUAAACAGUUGUCUAUAGAAAAGAAACUAUAUAAUAUAAAUGUAGAAAUCCAUAUGAAUUAUUAACAUGCAUGGUUGUAUAUUACUAUUGAUGUAAACAGUGUGUUACAGCUAAUAAUGUAUGUACUUUUAAGAGAAUAUAUCUAUAUAUGUAUUUUAUUUUUAACUGGGCAGUAAAGUCAAAAUUUAACUUAAAUGGAUUGUAUAGAGCACAUUUGUAAACUUUCCAAUGUAAUUCUAUUAUCAAAUUUGCUUAGUUCCCUUGCUAUACUUUUUAAAAAAGUAAUCCUAGGUGAUUUCAGGAACGUGCACGUGUCUUUAGCCAUCAGUUAGCAUUGUUUGCAACAUUGAUUAUAAAUUGUUAUGUAUUGUUGCAAACACGUUCACCAUAGAAGGCUAAAGACGCUCUUGAGCUCCUAUCAGCCUACCUGGGUUUACUCUUCAAAAGAAUAGAAAAGACUGCACUUUCCAAAGUAAUAAAUAGCUAAUAAUAAUAGAAAUAAAUUGGAAAGUUGUUUAAAAUAUUAUGCUCUGAAUCAGUUUAAAGGGACAGUCAAGUCAAAAUUAAACUUUCAUGAUACAGAUAGAGCACACAAUUUUAAACAUCUUUCCAAUUCCAUUAUCUAAAUGUGCACAAUCUUUUUAAAUGCACACUUUCUGUAUGGAAUAAGAUUUCUGUCAAAAAUGGCAAGCGUGUGUGAUUCUUUACCUUUGUAUAUACAUUUUGACAUACAAAUCUAAAUUUUCAAAUACAAUUAUUUAUUUAUUUUUUGGAAAUACAUUUUUUUUUUAGAAUACAAAUCUUUAGUUACAAAUUCAACUCUUUAUUUUUUUUUAAUUACACUUCCAGUAUGUGUCAAAACAGUGUAAAAAAUAAAUCUAGUUCCCAUUUUGCUGAAGGACCUGUAAGGUCACAGCAUUCACUUCUGUAUGUGCCAGGGAAGUAGCUGUUCUUUUGCUUUCAAUUAAAUGUGGAGAACUGGCUGACAAUUCCAGCACAUCAUCAUCUCAGGUAAAAAAUGUAACAUUUAUCAUGUAACAUACAACAUGGCUGAACAUGCCCAAAGUGCUUUUUCUACCUUGUUUUAUAAUAAUAAUAAUAAUAAUGAACUUAAGGAUAUUGAUUUUGAUGAUUUAAUCACAGCUUUUAUAUUAGCAGCUUUUCUUCUCCACAUUUCAUUGAAAGCAAAAGAGCAGCUACUUCCCAAGCAAACAAAGUGAAUGCUGUGACAUCACAAGUCAUUUAGCAAAAUGGGAACUAGAUUUAUUUUUUACACUGUUUUGACAAAUACGGGAAUUGUACUUCCAAAGAAAAAAUCAUAUUGUAUUUCCAAAACACAAGUGUAUUUCCAAAAAAUAAGAUUGUACUUCCAAAAAACAAAAUUGAACUUCCAAAAAAAAUAAUUGUAUUUGUUAUUAAAGAUUUGUAUUCUAAAAAUAAAAUUGUAUUUCCAAAAAAAAAUUGUAUUUGAAAAUUUAGAUUUUUAUUUCUUUGUAUGUACAAGUUAUGUACACACACUUGCAUUUUUGACAGCAAUCUUAUUCCAUAUUUCUGUAGCACCAGCUCCUACUGAGCACGUGUAAGAUUUACAGAUUAUACGUAUAUGCAUUGUGUGAUUGGCUGAUGGCUGUCACAUGAUGCAAUAGGAAGGAAAAGUGAACUAACCUUGACAUCUACUACUCAUUUGAAAUUCAAACUAAGUGUUUUUGCAUUGUCUUUUUAUUAUGCAUGUAUUAAUUAUGCAAAUCUACUGUGUUAAGUGAUCCUUUAUUUUGACUUUACUAUCCCUUUAAUGUAGUAAUUUUGUUAUAUAUAAGCAUAUGAUAAUGUGAUAUGUUUGUGUUUAUUGCUGAGCUGUCAGCCUAAAGUGCCACCUACAUGGCAAGUUUUCAUGAUCAGAUUAUCAGCUUAGUUACACCUUAUUGCAAGUAAUAAUAAUCAUAACACAAAAUAUGUGUUGUUUUAGGAAUGUAACAAUGACUUGAUCUUUUUAAACAUAAAUAAACUUCCUUUAUAUGA
Bombina bombina (fire-bellied toad) is the source of this 6906-nucleotide messenger RNA. It is a transcript of the gene EZH1, whose product is annotated as enhancer of zeste 1 polycomb repressive complex 2 subunit. The transcript is spliced from 24 exons. Bases 1320 to 3767 code for a protein of 815 amino acids. Gene Ontology annotation, biological process: chromatin remodeling. NCBI's taxonomy places the organism in Eukaryota, Metazoa, Chordata, Amphibia, Anura, Bombinatoridae. Gene Ontology annotation, molecular function: protein binding; histone H3K27 methyltransferase activity. The record is from RefSeq and is a predicted model, not a curated record.